This is a messenger RNA of Lineus longissimus, 1095 nucleotides long. Its product is annotated as potassium voltage-gated channel subfamily C member 2-like. Gene Ontology annotation, molecular function: voltage-gated potassium channel activity. The record is from RefSeq and is a predicted model, not a curated record. Gene Ontology annotation, biological process: potassium ion transmembrane transport. The transcript has 2 exons. NCBI's taxonomy places the organism in Eukaryota, Metazoa, Nemertea, Pilidiophora, Heteronemertea, Lineidae. Gene Ontology annotation, cellular component: membrane. The coding region runs from base 1 to 1095 and encodes 364 amino acids.
AUGGAGUUUUGGAAUAUACCACAGACAAUGAUUGCUUCAUGUUGCGUUGGCAAAAUAGCUGCCGCGGAGUCGGAGAAAACGGUUGAGGAGACAGUCAGGAGAGAAAUACUUUGGGAUUUUGAGAAGAGCCUCAAAAUGUAUGAAGAUUCAAUUGGAUGGAAGAAAGCCGCAGCCAGGUUGUGGAUAAUGUUAGAGUUUCCCUGCUUCUGUAAAACAGCUACUAUGUGGUCUAUCUUCAUGUCCCUCAUGGUUGUGCUGUCUACUCUCACGCUGAUGCUCAACUUCGAUACGACGUUACGAGAACGACUUGAUCUUCCGGAGAAUCGUACGAACGAUAGCAUCACGAUGCUUGUCGGGUCAGAGAAAUGGCAUAUAUUUUUCACUACUAUCAUCAGGUUUGAGUUCCUGAUUCUUGAUGUCAACGUCAACUUUAUUAUUCUCGUAGAUUUUAUCGUCCGUGUCAUUGUGUGUCCGUAUAAAAUUGUGUAUUUAAAGUCGGGAAAGACUCUUUAUGGUCUAAUAAUCCUAACAUUUUGGGCGACGGUAAUAUUUGCCAUCUCACCACAUGUAUCUGGUUCCGAACCAUCGGUUCGCAUCAAGUAUGUGUGGUUAGCAAGUAUUGGAAUACAGCUCCUUCGGCCGGUCCUGCUACUUCGUCUCUCAAACGGGUUUGUUGGCUUGAAAGUACUGCUGAUGGUGCUCACCAAAAGUGUAGAAGACUUCAUGACCAUUGUAGCAUUCCUUUGCAUUGGGACGUUGUUCUUCGCUAUAUUUAUUUACGCGGCGGAGAUAGCGCUGGAUGGCAGCUUUACGACCCCUUGGCAGGGAUGCUGGUGGGCCAUGGUGACAAUGUCUACCGUCGGUUACGGUGACAUGUAUCCGCAAACCUCUCCAGGUUACUGUGUUGGUGUUCUCUGUGCGUUAUCCGGGGUGAUCAUCACUGGUCUGUCUAUACCAAUCCUCAGCAAUAACUUUAGCAGCUAUUACCGCCAUGUCCAUCUGGCAAUGGCGAGAAUUCGCAAGUGCUACCCGAAAGUACAUCAUCAGUUAGAUCACACAAUAACAGUAGCAGAAAUGGACAAAUGGUCGAAAUGA